AUGAAACUUUUUAUCAUUUCAAUUUUGAGCAUUGGAAUUGUUUUCGGCUCAAAUGCGACUAACAAAAAUCGUCUUCAAAUAACCGGAUGUCUCGAAAAUUCGAAACAAUGUCUUGGUUAUCCAGAUGAUUGUCUUGGAAAUCAAUGCAAAUACACCUACAGUACUAUUAUUCAAGGAGAUUAUAUGGAAGUCGAAAUUUUGGGAGAUCGUGUUCAUGAAAACUUUUAUGUGGCAGCUGCUUACUCUUCGGAUGAUAAAAUGGUAAGUUAUGUUAACUCUAAUGGUUAACUCUAAUGAGAGACAACACCACUAACAUCCUAACAUAUUUUUCGGAAACAUUGCUGGGACAAAUGUGUUGCUGUACUGGCUCAGUAAUUUCAAAAUAAUUGAUAAUUUUCAGGGUGAAGAUUAUGUCCUUUUCUGUGCUCGUAAUUCUUCGAGAGAAAUCGUUGACAAGAAAAAUAUGGGUGUUGGAUGGAAUGGGGAACGAGCUAAAUUCUCAUCAAAAACAGCCAAUUUCAUUGAUCAUGAAAUGACGAAAAAUUUGAAGGUUGAAUAUGUCGAAAUCAAACUUGAUGAACGCGAUCGUUUUUAUUGCAAAUUCCGUCAUUUGGUUGAACCAAUUAGACAAUUAACAAAUGGAACUGAUAAACCAACUAUUUUGAUGGCUGUUGGACUUAUGAUGGGUAAGUUAUUUCAUUAUUUUUUCCAAAGAACAACAAUUUAGAAAUAUAAUAUUUUUAGAUGGAAAACUAGCCUACCAUGCAAAUGACCGUAAUGCUCUCGGACAAAUCGAUUUGGGAAAGAAAGCCCCUCGUCGUCGCUCAAAUAGUGUUUCAGCAUUUUCAAUCAUUUCAAAUGCAAUUAUGAUGUUAACUUUCAUUUUCAAAAUGCUCUAA
Messenger RNA from Caenorhabditis angaria, 899 nucleotides. Lineage: Eukaryota; Metazoa; Nematoda; Chromadorea; Rhabditida; Rhabditidae. The record is from the annotation of a GenBank genome assembly.